AUGAGUUUUUCAGCACGCCUACAGACUUCUCGUGAAGAAUAUGAUAGAUUUAUUCCAAAUAAUACAAAUGGCCAGCAAUUCCUGCACAAAAAUAUCAGGACCGGAAAGGAUCUGAAUAGUCCUGAACAAGAAUAUCAAAAGGAAUUGGCAUGUGCAUGUGGAUUGGCAAUUGAUAAGAAUAUAUUGGAAUUUAAGGUUGAACAACAUCAACCCAAUGAUCAUUAUCAAAAAAUUGAUCAAUUAAGCCAAAUUUACAAUUGUCAAUCAGAGUCAUCAUGUAUCAAAAAACGUAUAAUACCAACAGGCCCUGAAUAUAAACUUGAUGUACUAGGAGUGAUUGAUGACUAUUACUUAAAUAUAUUGGAUUGGAGUAAUCAAAAUAUAGUGGCAGUUGGAAUAGAUAAAAGAGUUUAUUUGUGGGAUAUAAUAACUGAUGAGUUGUCAGCAAUUACUAUAAUUAGAAGUGGUACUAAUACUAUUUCAAGUCUUUCAUGGUCUGAAGAUGGUGAUCAUCUUGCUGUGGGAUUGAAUGAUGGCAAUAUUGAAAUAUGGAAUAUUUGGAGUGUUCAAAAGAUUAGAUCAAUGAGUGGUCAUACUACUCGUGUAGGUGUUAUGACAUGGAAUAAACAUAUUAUUGCUUCAGGAUGUAGGGAUGGUAGUAUUUGGAAACAUGAUAUUAGACUUGCACAACAUAAAUUUGCAGAAAUGCACAAUCAUAAUAGAGAAGUUUGUGGUUUGAAAUGGAGAAGUGAUGGUGAACAAUUGGCUAGUGGAGGUGAUGACUGUAAAGUUAAUAUUUGGGAUGCAAAAUCAAGCAUUCCAAAUCUUAUUGCUGGCAUUGCCUUAAUUUCUUAUUACAAAUUCAUUGAAUCAUUUGAUGAUGAUAAAGAGUCAUUAAAAUAUCAAUAA
Entrophospora sp. SA101 is the source of this 909-nucleotide messenger RNA. The record is from the annotation of a GenBank genome assembly. Lineage: Eukaryota; Fungi; Glomeromycota; Glomeromycetes; Entrophosporales; Entrophosporaceae.